Molecule: messenger RNA, 1005 nt
Organism: Caenorhabditis elegans
Lineage: Eukaryota; Metazoa; Nematoda; Chromadorea; Rhabditida; Rhabditidae
Gene: F53F1.6
Product: Protein containing ALS2cr12 (ALS2CR12) signature
Exons: 6
Coding region: 10-876 (288 amino acids)
Source: RefSeq, marked reviewed
AGUGAAGGAAUGGAAGAAUUAAAUAAAUACAAACAAGAGAUCAAGGAUAAUGCAUUGAAGGAACUGGAUUCGACAAAGAAAAAAAUUAACGAGGAGAAAAAACACUGGGGUGAUUUACCAUUAACGUACAUGCCAAUUUCCAAUGGAACAAUGACUAGAGAGUACGCAGAGACUGAACAAUUUUAUAGUCACGUUGUCAACGUAAAAAAUAUACUCGAUAGUUUGUUCGAAGAAGUAGAGAACGAUAUCAAACGGCUUGAUGCAAUUUUCUGCUUCAAUGAAUACACCGUAUACGGACAAGAGGACAUAGAACAAAUUAAAGAAAAUAUAAAAAAUGAAUAUAAAACAUCGGUUGCCCAUUUCAGCAAGCUAUGGGAAGAUAUCAAAGCAAUGAGCGUUCUUCUUCGUUCAUGUUUCAAUAAAACAUGGGACCGUCAUUCCGAAGUGACUCUCCUUGUAAAUCUUCUGAUUGCCAUACUGUAUCGAUUAUUAGUUCCGUUGCAGACUGUGAUCCAAACCCUUGAUGAAUCCAUUAAACACAGAGGUGGCCCUAAUUAUGACAAGAACAAUGACAAUUUCUUCCUCUUGAGAGAAUGUGGAUCCGCUUUAAGAGAGUGUAACACUCAAAUUAAAAUGGACGAAAAAAAUUUAAUCAUUCGGAUAAUAAACACAAAAGAUUUAGAAGGAGGCUUUAAAAAAAGCUUAGAAACUCUAUUGAAUGAAAAUGAAAGUGCGAAUUUUAUCAAGUUACUCGCAGAAUACCUGGAAGGAGUCAAUUUAAAUGUGGAUGUACAAGUGCUGAAAGAGAAUUUCUUCAUAUUUGCCCAAGGAAUCAAACAAUUUUAUCUCAACAAUGUCGAGACACUUAAAGAUUGAACAAUGGACUCAAAAUUGUUUUCAAAAUACCUUAACUUAUUUUUCACAGUUAGACUUUCGAAGUCUUUGUUUAAUUUUGUUCAACUUGCCAGAUUCCAAUGUUCAGAAAUAAAAAGUUUACGAAAAAAA